Spodoptera litura is the source of this 2101-nucleotide messenger RNA. RefSeq lists its product as uncharacterized. Gene Ontology annotation, biological process: amino acid transmembrane transport. NCBI's taxonomy places the organism in Eukaryota, Metazoa, Arthropoda, Insecta, Lepidoptera, Noctuidae. Gene Ontology annotation, molecular function: L-amino acid transmembrane transporter activity. The record is from RefSeq and is a predicted model, not a curated record. Gene Ontology annotation, cellular component: vacuolar membrane.
GACUGAGUGACCAUUGAACCAGUAAUCAUAAAUGGAUGGAAUGAUAAAUGAUUCCAGUUAUGUCAUUAAUUUCACAUAAUAAGUCCCUGUUGCAUCAAUUAACGAAAUACGACUAGUUUUACAAAUGAUUAUUUAAAUGCAUGUCAAAAUAAUAAAUGACAAGAAAAAUGCACGAGGCAGAUCAGGUCAUUUAACACAGACCUAUGUAUAGUAUAUCUAUUAUAAUAUUUCAUCGUGAGCGCAGCGACUUUUCGAAGGUCGUCCGGACUUUAGUUCUAAGAUGAUAGAAUUAAAAUAAUAUUUCAUUUGUUAAACACGUAUCGCAUCGAGUGUUUGUGUUAUAAAAAUUAAGUGCAUAAGUGCUGAGUUUUUAUUACAAAAUGAAAUAGUGUGGUGUUGUGCUAACGUGAAUCUUGGAAGUGAGUGAGCCGUUUUGCAAUGAAGUUCCCCGCUUUCUUGGACAAAAUACCGGGUCUCGGGUACAGCAAGCCCACGACACUAGUGACGAGACAUGACGACUAUACGGUGGGAGAAACGACUGGAGGCCUAAGUGUCCUGUUCACAAUACUAUGUAUAGUGGACCUUUUUGGAGUAUUCCCUGUGAUAACCUUGCCUAAAAGCGUUAUAUCUUGUGGUAUAUACGGAUUACCACUAGUUUUGUCCGUCUUCGGCCUGCAGCUGUACACCGCAGUUUUACUCGGGAAGAGCUGGUUACUGGCACAGAAGAUAACUCCAGACAUUAAAGAAAAGAACAGAUUUCCUUAUGCGGCAGUAGCAGAACUAGCAUUUGGCGCGCCAGCAAAGAGGCUGGUAACUUUUCUCAUCGAUGCUGCUGUCUUCGGUUCAGGCGUUCCGAAUUUUAUUAUCGCAUCGCAGACGUUGCAAAUAUUCUGGUGGAAGAUAUCGGGCGGUGAGAUCGGGAUCACAUAUUGUGUCUGGAUGGUCAUCCUGGGCUUGUUGCUAUGUCCUGUGAUGUGGCUCGGCUCGCCCAAGGAUAUGAAGCCAAUAGCGAUAACUUCAGUAAUAAUUGUGACCACUGUCGCAAUAACUACAUGGACUUGUAUCCUACGAGACGACACCUCCCCAAUGCCAACGUCCAACGUGGUAGACUUAGAACCACAACUACAGGAAUUCUUAAUAGCAUACGGCAUACUUGCAUUUCAGUUUGACAUCCACCCAAUGUUGUUGACGCUGCAAGUGGACAUGAAAGACAGUAAGAAGAUCAAUUCUGCAGUGCUGGGAGGUUUCGGAAUCACUGGGUGCAUGUUUGCAAUCACCGCCGUCCUCUCCGCCUUCCGAUAUGGAACUGAUCUUGACAACAAUAUACUGCAGAGUAUUCCGUCCUCAAUACCGCUGUACCUGAUGUCACUGCUGGUGACUCUUCAGCUGUGCUUGUCGAGCGCAGUCAGUCACUCAGCUCUGUUCCAACAUAUAGAAGACUUAAUGAAUAUUCCUAGAGAUUUCUGCUUUCAACGCUGCCUAAUAAGAUCGAGCAUCGUAGCUGUGGGAGUAAUUCUAGCGGAAUCUGUACCCCGAUUUGAUUUAGUUAUGGGUCUCGUGGGUUCCACACUCACUGGUCCGUUAAUGUUCAUCUGUCCUCCCGUAUUCUUCCUCAAACUGUGCUACAUGAAAUCCAAAAUGUCUCCAAAACAUAAUCCUUUUUAUAAACUACUGGAGAAACAAAACAGAACUCAAAACGGUAGUUCACAUUCCCAAAAUGGUGGCACUAAAGGUGACAGUUUACAAAAUGGUGGCACUCAAAACGACAGUUCUCAAGAUUCUCAAAAUGGCGAUCUGUCAAAAAGCCCGCUAAUUUAUGUCGGGUCAUCGACCAAGUACAAAACGUUCACAGAUUAUGCUAUAGAAAUAAUGAAAGAAGAAGAUGAAUACGCGAUCAAAUGGUACGAUGUUGUUUUAGCUUUAAUUGUGAUGACCAUUGGAGUUGUAGCGACCAUAGUGGCGACUUAUUCAAGUUGGGCGAACUCUAUAGCUUAUGCCACGUUUAGUCCCCCAUGUUUGAUGAACGCUACAGAAGCUGCCAGAAGCUUUUUGCAGCUACCUAUGUCUGUAUGAAAAUCAAUAAAGAAUAUGUUGAUAAGUA